UCGCUGUUGUUCCUAUGGCACAGCCCUCGGUGUUUUAGAAGCCGUUAGUGUUCUGAAAGUUACUUGUUGCUUUCUACUCACGUUGAGGAGCCAGUGAGUGUAGAAGAUAUGACUUCCCGAGGGCAGAUGGUGCCUCACCAAUCUGGUGGCCUUCUAUGAUGGAGUGACAGCAUCGGUGGACAAAGGAAAGCAACUGAUGUCAUCUACCUGAGCAUGUGCAUUGACGUCAUCCUACACCACAUCUUUAUCUCUGAAUGUACAAUUGUUAAAGUGAACCAUGAGUCUUGAAUUGCAUGAUCUGCUUAUAUGUUGUCAUCGCCUUGAAAAUGAGAGAGCUACAGAACGAAGGAAUGAAAUUGAAAAUUUCAAGCGACUCCUCCGUGAUCCUGAAACAGUUUUCCAGCUGGAUCGGAAUUCCGAUUCUAGGAAAGGAAACCAACUCAACUGGGAUGCUGUGUUCAGUGUCCUGAAGAAAUAUUUCCAGAAGGAAAUGGAAAACCUCAGACUGACAAAACCAAAUGCAUCUGCUUCAACGCAGACUUCCAAACAAAAAAGGAUGCAGGAGAUUGGCAGUUUAGUCAAAUAUUUCAUCAGGCGUGCUAAUCGAAGAGGACCCAGACUGGAAUGUCAGGAACUUCUGAACUAUGUUGUGCAUAUUGUAAAAGAUCCAGCAAGUUGUGCUGCUUAUGGAUCUGACUGUAGUAGUAUACUCCUAAAGGAUAUCCUCUCAGUAAGGAAGUACUGGUGUGAGAUAUCCCAGCAGCAAUGGCCAGAUCUGCUGAUACUGUAUGGAAAAUUUUACCUCACACCUUCUGGGAAGAUGAAUAGAGUCUUGGUGGCCAGGAUAAUUCACACACUGAUGAGGGGAUAUUGCUUCCAAACUGAUGAGUUGAGAUCUGAUGUGUUCAGCUUUUUUUCAACAGCAAUGCAGUAUGUGAGGCAGGAGAGAAAUACUGCAGGCCUGGAUCACAUUAUUGCAGCAAUGAAUAUCUUCUUUAAUACAUUUGCCGUAAACUGUCGCAAACGGAUUUGUAAAAUUGGGGAAGAAAUUUUGCCUACAGUGCUUUAUAUAUGGACUCAAUAUAGGCCAAAAGAUUCCUUGAAGGAAUCAAUAAUUGAGUUAUUUCUUCUCCAAGUUCAUAUUCAUCAUCCGAAGGGUGCGAAGUCUCAGGAAAAAGGUGCAUAUAACUCAGCAAAGUGGCAAAGUAUCCUACAUAACCUGUUUGAUCUGCUGGUGAAUGAAAUAAAUAUCAUAGGUAGUAGAGGAAAGUAUUCUUCAGGUUCACGUUCUGUUGCUGUAAAGGAAAGUUUGAUUGAGUUAAUGGCUGAUAUUUGUCAUCAGGUGUUUACAGAGGAUACCAAAGUUCUGGAAAUCACCCAGUCGUACAGCAUUACACAGUCAGGUGGUGAUGCACUACCAAGCAAGCGCAGGAGGAUUGAGCUCGGCUGGGAGGUAAUUCGAGACAACCUGCAAAGAUCACAGAAGGAUUUCCAUGUUGUACCUUGGUUACGGAUUACAGCUCAAUUACUAUCAAAAUAUCCCAUGAGUUUUCCUAACUGUGAGCUACCUCCCCUGCUCAAUAUCCUGCACCAGUUACUGCCUCAUCAGCGACGAGGAGAAAGGACCCCCUAUGUGCUGAAGUGUCUUACGGAGGUAGCUUUGUGCCAAAAUCAGAAAACUGAUUUGAAGAGCACCCACAAGUUAGAGCUCCAGAGGACAUGGUCAAAGAUUUGGUCUCUUACUAUUCGUAGUAUAAGUUUUCAGCAAAUUGAAACAGAGAUCUUUGGAUUACUUGGAGCUAUGAUUCAAGGGAAUCUUGUUGUGACAGAUAAAGAACUCUGGAAGAUAUUUUCAGGAUCUGCAUGCAAGCCUUCAAGUUCUGCAGUAUGUUGCUUAGCAUUAGUGAUGUCUGCUUACUCAGUGCCAGAAAAUUUGGAUGUAGGAUUGGAACAGAAUAACUGUGAAAGACAUUUGGAUUCUAUCUUAAAGGAUGCAAUAAUGAAAUGGGUACUUCCUUGCAAUUUGGAGGAAGAAAUGGAAGAAUGUUCAGAAUUGCCUCCUGUGCUCUGCAGUGAUUUCCCUCAUCUUACAUUACAAAAAAUUCUUGUGAGCCUUACAAUGAAGAACAGUAGAGCUGCCAUGACAUUUUUCCAAAAUGAUGCUAAAUGUGUGCAGCACUUACAGGGGAAAGAAGAAAACAGUGUUUUGGAUGUUGAAGAGCUGUAUCUGCAGACAACAUUUGAUGAAAUGGAUAUUUUCACUAACUUUGCAGUGAAUGUUGCAGAUAAAAAUGUGACUAGUUCAAGACUUGUUAUCAACCAAAGUCUUAGGGAAACACUGGAGUGCUGUCUUUUAGCAAUGUCAGAAAAGCUUUUAAGUAGCUAUUCUCCUAAGGUAAGUUAGAACAUAACUCUUACA
Messenger RNA from Meleagris gallopavo (turkey), 2419 nucleotides. Lineage: Eukaryota; Metazoa; Chordata; Aves; Galliformes; Phasianidae. The record is from RefSeq and is a predicted model, not a curated record.